ACCCUUGUUGUAUCUUUACGCAAAACGGAGACUCAACCGUUUGGUCACGGCCACAAAAUAUUUCAUUCACUCUGGACGGCGAGAGAGGAGAGCAACAUGGUAAUCUUCUCUGCAGUAUUUCAUCCGCUAAUGCAAUCCAUAACCAAACCACUCCCUCCACUUUUCACUACACCACUAAUCCCUCAACCCACCUGCGUCAGAAUCCCAAUUCGAAACCCUAGAAACCCAAAAAGAUUUGUGGUUUUUGCAGAAGGAAUCAAUGGGUUAAACUCAGAUGAGAAAGAAAAUGGCAAUAAUGGGAAAGAAGAGAAAAACCCUUUCUCCGAUUUCAAUUGGAAAGAUUUGUUAGACCCAAAUCCAGAGAAUUUUGCAGCAAUUGCAUUAACUGGUUUACUAACAUGGGCUAGUGUUCAAGUUCUUGGGCAGCUUUUGUUCAUCUCUUUUGCUAUCCUUGUUGCUGCUCUCAAGUAUUCCUUUAUUGCUGCUCUUCUUAUUUUCAUUCUCAUUACUCUUUUGUGAAUGUAGUUUCCAUGUUCUAUAUAUGUUUUUAUUAGUUCCUUUUUAGAUUCAUUGAUGUUAUUGGUGUAUAUGAAAAUCUUAUUUGUUAGUUUAUGUAAAUUCAGAUACAUUGAAUAUCUUUGCGGUCAAGGAUUUGGGUGACUUCAUCAGUUGUAAUUUUAAUUUAGGGACACGAAUUUGGGGGAAAUUUUAACACGGCUGAAAUUUUGAUGCAAUUGAUUAGAAACUAUAGUAUUGUUUGUUUAUUUGUAUUUGGUAUGAAAUUAUUGGUUCGGUUUAAGUUAUGGGA
Papaver somniferum (opium poppy) is the source of this 808-nucleotide messenger RNA. RefSeq lists its product as uncharacterized. Bases 97 to 519 code for a protein of 140 amino acids. The record is from RefSeq and is a predicted model, not a curated record. Lineage: Eukaryota; Viridiplantae; Streptophyta; Magnoliopsida; Ranunculales; Papaveraceae. The transcript has a single exon.